This is a messenger RNA of Clarias gariepinus (North African catfish), 1135 nucleotides long. It is a transcript of the gene gadd45ga, whose product is annotated as growth arrest and DNA-damage-inducible, gamma a. The transcript has 5 exons. Bases 103 to 573 code for a protein of 156 amino acids. The record is from RefSeq and is a predicted model, not a curated record. Gene Ontology annotation, cellular component: nucleus; cytoplasm. Gene Ontology annotation, biological process: regulation of cell cycle. Lineage: Eukaryota; Metazoa; Chordata; Actinopteri; Siluriformes; Clariidae.
GAGAGAGGAGACAGGACACACACACAGAGCACUGAGAGAGGGGUGUGAGCAGCGCGCGCGCACACACACACACACACACACACACCGAUCCGGUCUGUAAACAUGACGUUAGAGGAGAUUCACCCACAGGAGGAGAACACAGACUCCAGCGACAGUGCUGGCCGGGUUCUGGAGGAGGUCCUGGUCUCGUCCAUACAGCAGGACUGCCUGACGGUGGGCGUGUACGAGUCCGCCAAAGUCAUGAACCUGGACCCGGACAGCGUGGCCCUGUGUGUCCUGGCCUCGGGUGAACAGUACGAGUGGGACGUGGCGCUGCAGAUCCACUUCACCCUCAUCCAGUCCUUCUGCUUCGACAAUGACGUCAACAUCGUGCGCGUGACCGACAUGGCGCGGCUCGUGCACAUCGUCAGUGCCUCGGGGACCAGCGACGGCGGGGACGCGCACUGCAUUCUGGUCACGAGGCCGGGUGAGGCAGCGUGGAAGGACGACGGUCUGGAGAAGCUCGGAGCGUUUUGUGAAGAGCGGAGGAGUGUGUGUGACUGGUUUCCUACCGUCACACUCCCUGAGCGAUGAAGUCCACUAGACGGCUGUGUCUCAAUUACACUGACCACAUAAGGGGAGUGUCCUGCCUCUGACAUCGUCCUGUCUGAGGACGGAUUCACCUGGACCCAACCAAAGCUGUGUGUGUGUGUGUGUGUGUGGCAAGCAUGAGCAGUGGAGAGCAUGCUAGUGGACUAGUGUGGAUCUGGAUGGACACUUGAUCUGAGCCCUGCACUGCAUGAUGGGACGUCUGGAACUGGAGUGAGGAUGGACUGGAGCACAUGUGAAAGUUCAGGAACUGUUGGAGGAACCGCUCGUGUGUAUCUGGAGGAACGGCAGCAUGUGUAACAGGAGGAGAAACAGGAAGUGAUGUCAUAUUUAUCCUAUUCGAAUGGUUUUGUGUCUGAAGGACAUUUGGGAUGUUGCAGGGUAAAUCGCACAACUUCCUGUUCAUGAUGGAUUUAAUUUUAUGUGCUUCAUUUUUUCUAUAACUUUUUAUACUUUUUUAGAUGAACUCUGUAAACAUGGCACCGCUGUAACAGCAAAUCUUUUUAGAUUUUGCACAUUUUUAUAAUAAUAAAAAAUAACAAGUUCA